This is a messenger RNA of Scophthalmus maximus (turbot), 5111 nucleotides long. It is a transcript of the gene sh2d3ca, whose product is annotated as SH2 domain containing 3Ca. Gene Ontology annotation, molecular function: guanyl-nucleotide exchange factor activity; phosphotyrosine residue binding. Lineage: Eukaryota; Metazoa; Chordata; Actinopteri; Pleuronectiformes; Scophthalmidae. The record is from RefSeq and is a predicted model, not a curated record. Gene Ontology annotation, biological process: positive regulation of peptidyl-serine phosphorylation; small GTPase-mediated signal transduction. The transcript is spliced from 15 exons. The coding region runs from base 191 to 2968 and encodes 925 amino acids.
UACACACAGUCAAACUGUAUUCAGUAUCUUAAACCCACAGGGAGGAACUGUGGUUCGCGCUGAUGUUUCUCCUCCUCUGCAAGACGUUCACCCCCCUAUCUGGCUCCGCUCCUCUGUUUGACAGCAUCUUCUCUCAAAUCAUCCAUCCAUCUGUCAGCCACCUGCAGAUGAUCUGCACGGAAGCCGCAACAUGAGCAUGAGGAAACUGAGUUUAAAGUGGUUCGGCAGCCUCACCAACCUCUCUUUUCGCCGCUCCGGUGACAAACCUGACUCCAAGUCUUCUCAGUCAAAGUCCGGGUGUGAGCCGGGAGAUGGAGGCGACCGUGCCACUGACUCCACAAAGAUCCUGGCUCCAGUUGUCGAAACAACAGUGGACGACCUGGAUGGCAUGCGCCCUCGCACAGCCAGCUACGUCCGCUCCAGCGAGAGCUACACACACAUGGGCACGCUGCCGCGGCUGCUGAGGAUGAAGAGGGACAAGAAAGGAGGCCCCAGCAGCUGUAAGAAGAGCAAAGACAAGGACCGCAUGAGCAGAAGCCAAAGCCAGCGACCUUUAGGGUUCAAAGACCGUGACCCCCCGAGAUUCAAAGCCGUCUCAUCCCAAGCGGAUGGAGCCGCAGUCAAAGCUGAAACUGGACCCAAUCAGGACUCUCUCACUGACGUCCAGGCGCAGCCUGAACCUUCGAGUGAAAUCAAUGCCACAAACACCCAAACCAUCGUCUCUGCUCCCACGGCUGUCUGCAAAGAUGUGGCGCCAUCCGGUGGCUCGAGUGCAACACUCCAACCCUUGGAUCCUGAAGAGACUUCAUCACCUCCAAUCAACCGGGGGGAUGAGCAGACUGAGACUCAUGAGGAUGAUGGGACAGCGUCCAGCCAUGACGUGGAAACGAUGAGGGUCACAUGGAGCAGAGAGUUGACUGACGGAGCACGUGAAGGAGACCAAAGCAGCAUUAACAGUCACAUGGAGCCAUCAGAAAGCCACGCUGAAUAUGUCCAGUUCUCCAAGGAGAAGUACCUGCUGGAGUCCCCCCCAGAGAAACUUCGCAAGGAGCUGGAGGAGGAGCUGAAGCUGAGCCCUGCUGACAUCAGGAGCCAUGGCUGGUACCAUGGGCACAUACCCAGAGAGGUGUCAGAGACUCUGGUUCUGCGUAAUGGGGAUUUCCUGGUGCGUGACUCUCUGACCAGUGUGGGCGACUACGUUCUGACCUGUCGAUGGAACAAUGAGGCGCUGCAUUUCAAGAUCAGCAAAGUCCUGGUCAAAUCCAACGAGACCAAGGUGCAGUACAUGCUGGAGACGGACAGUUUUGACUCGGUCCAGGAGCUUGUGCGCUUCUACAUUGGCCAGCGCAAGCCGGUCUCCCAGUCCAGCGGCGUCCACAUCUACUGUCCCGUAAGCAGGACUCUCCCACUGCGCUACCUGGAGGCCACGUUCGCCCUGGCCAACAGCAAGCAAGGCUCGGCCUACUCGCCGUCCAAUCAGAGGGGGGCGUACAUCAAGAGGCGGAGCGUCACCAUGACCGAUGGGCUGACGGCCGAGAAAAUGAUGCCACACAGCCCGUCGACAAUCCACCACCACAAAGACGCAAUGCGGAACUGUGCAAUGAGCAUGGACCAGAUUCAGGAGUACCGCUGCCCUCUGUCACCUGUUGGGGAGACCCCACUGUCUCCUGCGUACAGUGUUAUUACCAGGCAGAGAGCCCUCUCAGGCGGCAGGAUGCUGGCUGUCGUCCCACCCUCCCCUGUGAUGCGUCACUCCAGCGACCCUCAGCUCAGCCCCUUGGCCAGCAACAACCCCCCAGAGCAUCCCGCUCACACCUCUCACUCGGCGCACUCCUCACCCGCCCAUCAUCCCAGCUACCAAUCACAUUCCUCAGAAACGGCAGGGAGCUACUGUGACCUCAGACCUUGCCCCGCGGGGCCCCCCAAGCCCCCGACUAAGGGCUACGUGGAGCGACUGCGAGUCGAGGAAGGGAGCCAGGAGGGAGCGAGGGAGGAAGGAGAAGGGAUGUUCUGCCUCCCACAGGUGGAAACAACAUCCUCGUUCCGGCCAUCCAGGUAUGAGUCUUGCCUCAUGCCGGCUGAGAAUAAGCCUCUGGAGAUGUCGGUGCUGAAGAGAGUCAAAGAGCUGCUGGCUGAGGUGGACGCAAGGACCGCAGCUAAACACAUCACCAUGGUGGACUGCAAGGUGGCUAGAAUAUUGGGCGUAACCUCAGAGAUGCAAAGGAUGAUGGGAUUGUCCUCGGGGCUGGAGUUACUGACACUUCCACAUGGACACCAGCUGAGACUUGACCUACUGGAGAGAUUCUACACCAUGUCUAUCAUGAUGGCAGUGGACCUGCUAGGCUGCACAGGGAGCACAGAGGAGAGAGCGGCCCUGCUCCAUAAGACCAUCCAAUUAGCAGCCGAGUUGAAAAGCAACCUGGGCAACAUGUUCGGCUUUGCUGCCGUGAUGAGAGCCCUGGAGUUGCCCCAGAUUUCCCGCCUGGAGCAGACGUGGGUGACGUUACGGCAGAGACACACAGAGGGCGCCAUUCUGUACGAGAAGAAACUCAAACCCUUCAUGAAGAAUAUGAAUGACGGCAAAGAGUCCAGUGCUUUGUCCAACACCUCCUUCCCCAACAUCAUCCCCGUCCUGUCCCUGCUGGAGCGCGGCGUGGCUCUCGGGGAGGCGCUGGAGCCGUGGGAGAGUGCCGAGGUUGGAGUAGACGUGGUCAUGUACCACUUAGAGGCCGCUCGCACCAUCGCACACCACGGGGCAAUCUACAGAACCAACGCCGAGGCCAAACUGCAGGGACUCCCGGAGCGAGCAGAAAUACACGAGAUCUUCCAGACGGAGUUUCAGAUGCGCCUCCUGUGGGGCAGCCGCGGCUCCGAGGGCAGCCAAUCGGAGCGCUACGAGAAGUUCGACAAGGUUCUCACUGCCCUAUCACACAAGCUAGAGCCUCCUGUGCGCCACAGUGAGCUAUAGCACAUACCCCCGUGCCCACCAAUCGAAGAAAAGAAAAAAACACCCCCGUCUGCACUCUCUACUCAUAGUCGUACGGUCUUGAUUUGCAUCACAGAGGAUGAUGUGGAAGAGUCCGGUAUGAGCACUGGGGGGGGGGUGAGUGUGAACGAAGAGGCAGCUAAAAGAGAAUGUGCAUUGAUGGUCACUCGCUUAAAUCACGUGUUGCACUGACUGUGGAAUCCAGAUAAGGCCAGGAGUUCCCUCUGCUCCUCCCUGUGGACUCCCUCACAUAGCGUUAAAAUAUUUUAAAUGGCGACAAAGAGAAGACAUGCUGAGUAGAAAAAGAAUAUGGGGGAGACGAGUGACCCGCUCGUCUGCUCGGUACAAAUAGUAACAUGUACGGUAUGCCCCGAGGGCCAAAACUGAGUUUGUCUUUGCUCCAAUAAAUCACAGAGACUUCAAACAACUGCUGUCGCACACUGUAGCAGAAAUGACAACAGUAACUUGACAUAGCUCAUACAUGAGAUAGAUGCUUUGACUUGUGUGAAUGAGUGUGUGCGUGUCCGUCUGCACACAUAUGUACGUAUGUUUACAUUCCUCCCUUUUUGGGUAUCAUUAAUGUUUCAUGUGGUUUUUUGUUGUUGUUGUUUUUGUCUUAUUUAUGAUCACAGAAUAUCAGAACAUUAUGGACGUUGCUUGGCCAAACUCAUGAGAAUGUGCCAGUGCUCCUUCCGAGGGAACCAUGUUCAUAAAACCCCAUCAAAUAUGUAUCAAGCAGUCCCAUUAAAUCCCAUUAAAAAUGUAUCAGGCAUGCAUUAAUAAAUGGAUCAGAAAUUAAACAUUUGCAAAAGAGAGGCUGCAACUUCUGCACGAGGGUUUUUGUGAGUUCAAAACAUCAAGAGGACAAAGCAAACCUCCCUCUGUUGUACAGUAGCUGUUUUGUGCACAAAGUCUCGCUGAACUCAUGUAUUUUGAGAUAGAAGAUAAAUUAGAUGUAUACUUCUAAAAUCGAGUUAAAGCAAUGUUUCACUUUACUCCAGCUUCAGUAAUCUUGAGCUGCAGUAUGCAGAAAUAAUUCAAAUGGGUAAUAAAUGUUGCAUCAAGUAAAAUUUUGCUUUAAACUAAUAAUUUGGAUAUAAAGAUGUGUCAAAAUUGAAAGUAUAAGGGUGAUUCAGGGAAGAAUUGUCAUUUCUGUGGAUGUUCUUUGAUUAUCCUGGAGAAAUUUUCUAACAUUCAACUUUUUUCAGUUAGGAAAUCUGAAUGAGGAAAAAACAUCAGAACUAAAUCGAGUAAGGACAUGUUGACCACAGCUGUGCUGCAGAGCAUGUUUUGCAAAUGAUUUGAAUUGUUUUGUUGCAUUUGGUUUAGAUUUUGGUUUCAUGUUCAUUGCUGUAUUUACAGUAUGUGACCCUGAGAUGGCUGGAGCCAACUCGCGGGCCUAUGCAACCGAGGAUCGAGUCUCCUAAAAGAGCAGACAGCCCUUCACAAUAAUUGUUUUCAAACUGUUUUCAAACGUUUUUUCGCAUUUCACGUGUCACCUCCUUUUUGAAAUGUUUAUUCUUUAGUGUUCCAAAACUAUUCCUGUCCAAACUGGCAAUCAGAAGUAUAAAUUAAAGUCAUAUCAGGUAUCGAAUAAUUCCAAAUAUACAUAUAUAUCAUAUCAUGUAUGUUUGAUUGUCCCACUUUCUCGUCUGAACCGUGUUUGGGAUGAGCUGAGAUCAGAGGAGUCAUGUGCCAGUUCCCACUGUCGUCCAACAGGGGGUGAUCUUUAGUCAGGAUUAAAACGCUGAAUCAAUAAUUGUAAUACAGUAUAACAGGAAGACAAACACACACACACACACACACACACAGUAAAAGCAUUUAUGUGUGUUUUGAGACCAAGAGGAUGCCUGCUGGUUUGGGUUUGAUAUGUGCUAACUGAUGAUGAAAAAGUGAUGAUGAUGAUGAUGAUGUAAUGUUUUUUUUAUUUGUCCUCUGUUGAAUGGUGUACAGGAAUGAUCGGACUGUAUGUGGACUCCCCUGUUAUGUGAAACAGGGCAGUGUGAGAUGAACCUGAAAAGCAAAAAGAUAAGAAAUGAUUAAGGUCUGAUCUCAUGUUUUUUUUACGCACUGUACAUAACGAUUCACUUUUUUUUCAAAUAAAACGAUUGCUUGUCUCAGUGAA